This is a messenger RNA of Colletes gigas, 5760 nucleotides long. RefSeq lists its product as uncharacterized. The record is from RefSeq and is a predicted model, not a curated record. The transcript is spliced from 9 exons. NCBI's taxonomy places the organism in Eukaryota, Metazoa, Arthropoda, Insecta, Hymenoptera, Colletidae. Bases 72 to 1694 code for a protein of 540 amino acids.
UUGAACUGGAUGAGAAUUUCGUACCUUCGGUACCUGAAGUAUUUCGAGGUUUCCCAUCUAAUGAAAUUUCUAUGAUUCACAGUCAUGUAAGGAAUGUGAAUUAUGUGUACGAUACGUUAAAUUAUAAUAUUCCAUGCAUAGAGCCUUGUAUCGAUGUUAGACAAACUUUACCAUCAAAAACUAACGUUGAAGAAGAAUCACUGAAGUAUCAGUCAAACUUACAAUUUAAGUGGAUUCAUACGCCUCAUCUCUUGUGUAAGAAUAAUACUUAUGAAGUUACUGCACCCAAUUAUCAACAAAGUUUCCUCGAAUCGGUGGACAAUAAAUAUUUUCAAUUGCCCAUCGACAAAGUCAAUAAUUAUAAGCAGUGGAAUAUAGCCAAUGUGUCUCAUAUACCGCAUCAGAAAAGUACAUAUUUUAAAAAGAAAUUAUGUAAAACUGGGAUAGUAUCGAGUAAACAAAAUAAAAUGGAGAUUACAAACAUGCAAACAGGAACGUCCAUUUCAAAAUCAGAAAUAAACUGUGGAAAUUUACAUAACGAGGAUCAAGAUUUAAAAAAAUAUACGUGUACCGUAAACGAGAAUAAAAUUUUUAAUAUGGAAACACAAAAACGUUUCGAGCUAACAGUGAAACCUGAACAACAGGCGAUACAAGAAGAUAUAUUCAAAAUGGAUGUUGUGUGCUGGAAUGAAAAAAUAAAUACAAUAAUGAAUAGUCAGGUGCCUGAAAAAGAUAACUUUCCAAUGGAUAAUUUUAUAGCGCAUAGAAAACUUCAAACUAGCUUGCAAACGUUUCUAAAACGUGCUGAACAGGAAACUUUUAUUAAGUAUCCAACAUCGUCCCAAACAAAGUCGAUGCAGACAGUUCCCGCUACGUCCAAAUGUUGGAAACUCGUUACUCGGAAGAACCUGGAAAACAAAAACCGAUUAGAUCCUUCGAUAAACGGCAUUAAUAAUUCCGUCGAUACGAACUCGUCGAACGGCGCAAAGAAAUCGAGUGCAAGGAAAGCGUUGGGAUUGUCAAAUAUUUAUCCAAAACUGGCCCAAUUGCAAAUGCUUCGGAAGAGUUUAAACAUCGUUCUCGGUAAAGCGGAAACAGUAAAAUGUGAGAAAAAGGACACGGAAAAUUUACCAUACAAAUCCGCGGUGAAGCAAACGGAACGAAAUAACGUGAAUAUUUUACAACAAACUGCAUCUGUUACAAAGUUAUCUACCUUUAAGAAACAGUACUAUGAUACGUUGCUGAAUAUUCAGCAAGCUAAAGUGGCAGUGGCAAAUUCCUUGGCAAUAUCAUCUGUGGAAGAUUCCACCAAAUACGAUCCAUAUUAUUCAAAUCGCUCGUACCAGCAGCAGCAAUUGUUGCAACAACAUGGACAAUUAAUUGUAAACCCACAAUUUGCGGUGCAUACCAUGGCGCAAUCAAAAUUAUCAAACAUACACAACGCUCCGUACACUUGGGUGAGGUAUAAUGAUUGGAGACAUCCAACGGUGCGGCAAUUAAAAUUCCCACAACAGUCCCCGUUUCACCAUUCAAGGAACAAAGAGAAUUCUAUACUACAUUAUGUAAAAACAGUGGACAUUCAGUGUUUUGCACAAGAUAAAAGUAAGGAAACGAAGCAAUGCGUACAACGUAACAAGUUAGAAGACAUAGUUGGAAAAUUGAAGGAGAUAGAAAACAUUGAUAUAAAUGAUUAAAGGAUUUUCACUAACCUCUGUGAAGCUUUCGGUUCUUCAGAGUUAAAAAUAUGCUCGUCUAUAAAUAAGCACAAUUUUUAUGCAUGCACGACUAAACACGAUUUUUGAUCGUACCGAUAACGCUGGUCAAAUAUGUGUUUUUUAUCUAAACAAUCAAUUCAAUAAUCAAAGUUAAAUUGAAACGUUGGCUCUAGUUUUAAAUGACCAUUAUUGCUGAGGAACAAGAUGUAAACAGCACUAUUAUUUCGCUAAAUUUAUAAUUUUAUAAUCUACGGUGGAUUAACAAAGACAUAACACGAUUCAUAUAAUUUCAUUAGUUUUAAUCUCAUGAUAACUCCAUAUAACAAGUUAAAAAACAAAAUGUGUUCUGUGUUAACAUACACAUACUUUAAUCUAUUGCAUUUGAAUUAAACAAAACAUGUCUUAUAUUUUUCAAACCAGAGCCAAAUGACUUUUUUCUAUUAUUUCCUAUCUCAGUAUGCAUAAAUAAAUAGGAAGAUAGCAUGAUCGUAAAGAAUACGAACUAUUGUUUGCAAUACGUUGACCAGUGUAAUCGUAGAAAAAAAAAGAAAUCAAAUCAUAUUAAUAUAAUUACAGAGAGUUUUGCAAAAGUACAUUUCCUGGAAAUGAAUCUGCCAGAAGGUACACAUAUCUUUAAAAAAAUGUGAACGAUUGUGGAAUUAGGGAAAUACUGUGCUCCGCUGACUAGAAGUGACUAGAAGGGACUUUCUUGUCAGCGUAGCACAGUACAUAUUAGAUACAUGUUUUCGUUCUCCUGUUCACCUCGUACCGAUCUCAAUGGUUGAUAAAAAACAUUGGUACGUUUACUUUUCAACGUAUCAACGUUUCGCUUUUACUUAGCUUUUACUAUCGUGUCUUUUGGCACUGGUAAAAAGAUAAUAAUCGUGAGUGUUGUAGUAAUCGCGAAUGUCUUUAAUAAUUUCGUUUGUAUUUCGGACGAUUGCGUGACAAUUUCGCAGGGACAUUCGUACCGGCGCCAAUCGAUCUUAAUACUUACAACAUGUCAACUAACAAAUGUACACGUGUUGUUCGAUUAACAUAGAACAAAGUUGCUUCUAACGGCUAACAAUUUGUGGUAUAUUCAUAUUUAACAUAUAACAUCGUAUUCACUCUUGACCUACGUACUGGCUAAUCCCGUACAAAGUCGUUUUAUCAUUUAUCUCUAAGUGUACAAAAUGGCUUAAAAGAAUAAACGAUAAUUGCUAACUUAGGUGUUAUAUGGAUCAUUGAUCGUUAUUGUCCAGAACAAACGCUCUGAAGCGCGACAAAUUACCAAUAUGUUUAAAGAGUAAACGGUACGUAACUUUGGUAAUUCAUCGUACCACAUUUUAUCAACACGCAAUAAUUGUUUUUUCAUCUCAAAAAACAUUCAACACUCUAGUCUCGCAAUGGGCCUAUGAUAGAAACAUUAUUACAUUUAAUGUUCGUUAUUAUUGGUAUUGGCAGCAUCAUUUUCAGACACCAUAAAUUCAUUUGCGUAACAACGAUGCUCUCAAUAAUUAGUAUCGAUAUCUAGGUAGGAAUUUGGAUACGAAGGAUCCACACCGACCAAUAUUUUUAUGAACAAAAAUUUAGGCCAAAGGAUUCUUGCAUCACAUGCAUCAUAUAUUUCGUUUGGAUUGUCAUUAUUUAGCAAUACAAUGAUUAACGAACGUGAUAGAUGUGCAUAUGCAAGGCUUCUUUAGAUUAUAUAAUUACUCCACCGUUUCAAAGGUUUUUUUAUUUUGUUCGAAUAAAUUUCUAAUACCAUGAAUAAUUCACAGCAUAAAUUUCUAAUAUUUUAAUUCUUCGAUGAAUAAUGAUAAAAAUAUUUCUAUAGAAUAUGAAUACUUUACAAAUAAAUAACAUAUUCUUCGUGAAGUCGAAACUACAAAAAAGGAACGGUGAUGUCUUUAUUACAAAAAUUGUAAUACUCAAAUAAAAAAUAGGAAAGUGAAUCGUAUUGUAUUGGUGUACUAUACGAAAACAGAAAUAAUAAUAAUAAAUUAUUGUUUUGUGCGUUGAAUGAGUGCUACUGUUUGCCAACUUCAUCGACAUGAAUAUUCAUCUAAAAAUCAAUUUAAAUUUGUGAUAGUCUUAUUUAAAAUUGAAAAGAAAAAUAAUAAGUGACGGAAAGAAAAUUGUAGAUUAUUUCAAUAACAAGUGUUGCAGAUUCGUAUACUAAAUAUAAGUUUAACAAUUCAUUUAUGACGAGACAUUGCAAAUUGUAGUAAGGUAAAGCCUGAAUACUAAGUUAUUGAAAAGUAAUAAAGUCAUUUGAUAUACAUGACACUCAAAGAGCGUUAUAUUUCUUUUCUGGCAGUGUCCAUACAUAUUUUUCUUCACCAUUUUGGUUGAACUCGCAAGCUAAAUAUCUUACACGGUGUAACGUUUCCAUCAGACACUCUUAUGAAAUCUAUUCGCACUUUCAAACAUUUUGCUAGUAUACCAGCAAAUAUACCAUGUACAAGAAAAAUUACAUUUACUUCUUCGUUGUGUCCAAGUGAACCAAAUUACAUCAUCGUCAAUGUUUGCCACAACGAAGCUACUAUAAUAUAUAUAUAUAUAUAUUAUUAUUCAUAAUAUGAUCCUAUUAUGAACACGCACUUUUUUCCCUUACGCUAAUUAAUUUAUUAGACAACUAACGCGUUACACACGCCCAACAUGUAAUUAAAUGUCCGAUGUGUGUGUAUAUAUACUCUAGUAUCGUAUCAAAAGACGAAGUAGCUGUUACUUAUGGCCCUAAUUGAGAAUAGUUAACUUCUUCAUAUCCGUACGAUUAUAGUGGUAUCUUAAUGUAAUCAACUGAAAUAAAAAAAAAAAAAAAACAAGAGGUCCCAAAUGUAAUCCACUCUGACGCUUGGUGUGCCAGUUGUCAUACGAUAGAAAAAGAUUUUAAGGAUUGAUUGGUCAGAGAAAACGCAAUCUUUCGAUACUAUCAAAGAUGAGUUGUACCUCUAACACGAUAUGUAUGUACUAAAAAUUACUUUGUUCUUCGCAUUCGAUGAGUCAGUAAAGAGACAAAGUUGUCUAAAAGUAUCGGACUAGUAAACGACUAAAGACUUUCGUUAAAGUAAAGAAGUAAUGCAAUACCGCUGAUGUAUUUUUACAUUCCCUGUCUAACCACUUUGAAAUUAUAUACAAUAUUUUGAAAAUAGUGCGUAUAUCGUUUAUAAAAAUAGAGAUGGACUUUUCCUCGACUAUCCAAUUAGAUAUAUAUGUAUAUAUAUAUCUAAAACUGAAUUAUUAAUGCGUAAAAUGCUAUCAAAAAAUUGUACCUCUAGUUUUAAAAAUGCCUUAUUAAUGUGACUCACGUUAUGAGAAAUAAUGUUAACAGCUGUAUUCUAAAUUUGUGAAACUCAUUUCUAUGUCCAUCUCUGUGCAACAAGAGUAAAGAGUAAACGGAGUAACGUAAUUCAAACAAUAUGCUCCAUAUAUAUACUAAUUUGUCGUAACAGAAUAUGUUGUAAUUGUCAAGAAUGAUUAGUAAACAAAUAUUUCAAUGUUUACGUGCUAGUGGUCUUACGCUUACAAAUAAUCCCAUUAAAACUUACUUAGACGUAUCAUUUUGUAUAUAAUGGAAUGAGACAAUAUCGUCUGUACAUCGAAGUCGGGCAGUCUGGUUUUAUCGUGCGAACCGUCAGGACCCAAACAACUAAGGAGAAAUCAUUGUCGUUUUGGCAGCAUAAUAUACAAGGCAGCGAUAACUUUUAUACAGAAUUCCUAAAUGUUUGGACGUGACGAUUUUGUCCUGGAAACACGACCGUUACACGCAGCCAUCGCGUCGAGUAACCGAUCGAUGGCUUGAAUAUCAAAUUACAUAUAAUUUUAUGCACAGAGACAAGAUCAUAGCCAUACAAGAUGGUAGAAUAGGGACCACAGAGUUCUCCAUACUCACUGCGUUAUUACUUUGACAUUAGGUGCAACUUUAGCGACAUAUAAACGUUUUAAACAACAUUCGUUUCGAAACAAUAGAAUUAUUUUGUCGACGUAAACAAUAAGAUAUUAUUUCCAUUGGUUUAAUGUAAAACGGAAAAGUUCGGUAAGAUAUUGCAAAACUAUUGUU